Messenger RNA from Eleginops maclovinus (Patagonian blennie), 2187 nucleotides. It is a transcript of the gene lrrc10, whose product is annotated as leucine rich repeat containing 10. Lineage: Eukaryota; Metazoa; Chordata; Actinopteri; Perciformes; Eleginopidae. The record is from RefSeq and is a predicted model, not a curated record. The transcript has 2 exons. The coding region runs from base 344 to 1168 and encodes 274 amino acids. Gene Ontology annotation, molecular function: protein binding.
GGGAGGAGAGAGUAGCUAGUGGUUGCUAUCGCCAUGAAAGUCAGGGCAAAGCUCAGAGCCACGGAGAGAUAUGAAAGGACUACACUGGGGAAUAUCUGCCUAGGGAAAAACAAUGUUUUCAGCCCAUUAAGUUGGAUAAACAAAUGGCUUACUGUAGGUGAUGAAAGGCGUGGACACCAGCGAGAAAACAGUGGAAAAUCAAUAACUCCAGAGGGACGGUGAAGAAGAAUUAAUAGGAUGCCCUGAAAUGUACUUGAAGACGCCAACUGCCUACAUCAGUGGAACCAUUUGUCUGGCUCUAAAUUGAGGAGGAGGACCAGUGGUGUUUCAGAGACUGGCAGAGAUGGGUAAUGCCAUGCGGGGCGUAGUUGCUUUCAUUCCCUCAGAGCGCUGUCAACGCUUCCUAGUGGGGGACCUGAAGGAGAUGCCACUUGAUCGGACAUUGGAUCUGAGCAGUCGGCAGUUGCGUCGGCUACCUGUUGCUGCCUGUGUUUUUGGUGAGCUGGUGAAGCUCUACCUGAGUGACAACAACCUCAGCAGUUUACCAGCUGACCUGCAGGGCCUGAAGAAGCUGCAGCUCCUUGCCUUAGACUUCAACUGCUUUGAAGAGCUCCCUGCAGCUGUUUGCAGAUUGCCUCAGCUCAGCAUCCUUUACCUGGGUAACAACAGGCUUUACAGUCUCCCCAGAGAACUAAGCGAGCUCAAGGAGCUUAAUACUCUGUGGCUGGAGACUAAUUGCUUCACUGUUUUCCCUCAGGUGAUUUGUGAGCUCCCUAAUCUCAAGACCCUGCACCUUGGUUAUAACCAGAUACAGAGUUUACCAAGAGAGCUUGGAGUGCUGGAAGAGCUGAGAAGUAUCUGGCUGGCUGGGAACCAGCUGGGAGCGUUCCCACCAGUGUUGCUGGAAAUGCACUUCCUAGCAGUCAUUGAUGUGGAUCGGAACAAAAUACGUUACUUCCCUGGCCUGUCUCACAUGCAGGGGUUGAAACUUGUCAUCUAUGACCACAACCCCUGCGUUAACGCCCCGGUGGUGGGCGACGGAGUCAGAAGAGUCGGGCGCUGGGCAGACAGCUCAGAUGAUGAGCAGGAAGAUGAUGGGUCGAAAGCAGCAGGUGAGACUACAGUGGAGGUCACGGAGGUACUACCUGAGGAGGAGCACAGCAUUUAGGGUCAAGGAACAAAGUGACCUUAAGCUGUGGGGAGGCGUGGGGGACAUUCAAGUGGAACACUUGACGCUGACUGGUGUGUUGUACACAAGGCUGAUGGCGUCUGGUCUAUAUAUGGUAAAGGAAAGUCGUUGUAUAAACCAUGUUAGUCAAACGGGAUGUUUGAUACUGAUCCUAUAAAAUGUGGGUGCCUUAUUUGAAUUAGUACAACUCUGUAAAUGGAUUCAAUGAAAGCUUCAGUGACAUUUGAAAUGACAUUUAAUUCCCACCAACAUCAGAUGUUCUGUUAUUCAAACAUGUUUAACAUCUUUAUCUUAUGGUAUUAAACAUAUCUGUUGAUCUUUUCAAGUUUUGUACCAUAUCUGUGGGAUCCAUCAGAACUGGCAUAGGUACAGUAUGUCGACUUAAUAAACUGUGAGUGCAAUAGACUUCUGUUGAAUUGACAGUGCAGUUGGUCAGUAUGACAGAGAUGAGGAAAUAGAAAGCAUUCAUUACACACAUGUUGUUGAAGCUGAGUAUGAGAUGAUAUCUGUACCUACUGAGGAUAAAUACAGUGAGGUUUUUAAUACAAGUGAUGGAUGGUUUUAAUACAAUUAGUGCACUCCUUAUCCAGACCAAUGCAUAAUUCAUCGGAUAGAUUGGGGCUGUGGCUUUGAAUAAGGCUGCUAAUGGGCUUCAAUAUCUUCGCUAUAAGGUUCCGAUUUGAAACAGAUCGUAAAUGCAGCUUUCCAAUUCCUCAGCAUACCAGGAAAAUGUUCUGUAAACAAGAUGAAAUGCCAUCCAACAAUGUAUCAUUUCAGGGAUUUUGAAUACUUCUUAACAGACCGUAGGAAAAUAUAAUUAGAAAAGGCUACACACCAGCCUUUUUCCUGGAAAUGUGAUUAUUUCACACAGCAUGAACACACUAAACUACUGUAUAACCAUAUUGAAUUAAACAACCAUUUUAUUGUCUGCAUGUAAUCGUAGAGUUUCUAUGAAAAUGACAUCAUUCUAAGUUAUACAAAUGCUGUUCAAUGUGUUA